Molecule: messenger RNA, 1617 nt
Organism: Orycteropus afer afer
Lineage: Eukaryota; Metazoa; Chordata; Mammalia; Tubulidentata; Orycteropodidae
Source: RefSeq, a predicted model, not a curated record
AUGAUCAUGGCAGACUCCCGGGAAGUUACAGACGUAGACCCUCCAGCUCAGAGUUCGCAGGAGCAGGAAGACCUCCUAAUAGUGAAGGUGGAAGAAGAAGACUGCACCUGGAUGCAGGAAUACAACCCACCAACAUUUGAGACUUUUUACCAACGUUUCAAGCACUUCCAGUACCACGAGGCAUCCGGACCCCGGGAGGCCCUGAGCCAGCUCCGGGUGCUCUGCUGUGAGUGGCUGCGGCCCGAGCUGCACACCAAGGAGCAGAUCCUGGAGCUCCUGGUGCUGGAGCAGUUCCUGACCAUCCUGCCUGAAGAGUUCCAGGCCUGGGUGCGAGAACAUCACCCGGAAAGCGGGGAAGAGGCUGUGGCUGUGGUAGAAACCAUACAGAGAGAACUUGAGGAGCACAAGCAACAGAUUGUUGCAUGUCCUGAAGUGCUGCCUCCGAAGAUGGUGCCACCAGGAGCUGUGCAGGAAUCCUUCAGCAAGCAGAUCCUAUCCAUGGACACCCAGCCCAGACAAGAGCCACAGCAACCUCAUCUUCUGGAAGAAAAUGCCCUUCCUCUUCUUCAAGUUCCUCCCCUUUCCUUGAAGGACAGCCUUAGAGACCAGGAGCUGACAACUUCACUUCUCUCAGCUGGGUCCCAGAAGUUGGUGAAAAUUGAAGAUGUGGCUGAUAUGGCUGUUUCCUUCAUCCUGGAGGAAUGGGGACAUUUGGACCAGUCCCAGAAGAACCUUUAUAGGGAGGACAGGAAGGAAAAUUAUGGGAAUAUUACUUCCAUUGAUUAUGAGUCCAGGAAUGACAACAUGGAACUCAUGGUAGAGCAGAUUUCUGAUGAAGCCGAGUCACAGUGGAUGACAUCAGGAAGCACUGAGAGGAAUGUGCCCCAGAGCCCAGAGUUUGCAGAAGUUACCUCAAACUUUAUUCAACAUCGGCGAAUCCACACUGGAGAAAAACCGUUUGAGUGUGGUGAAUGUGGGAAAAGCUAUAAUCAGCGUGUGCACCUUACUCAGCAUCAGAGAGUCCACACUGGUGAGAAACCCUAUAAAUGUCAGGUGUGUGGAAAAGCUUUCCGGGUGAGCUCACACCUUGUUCAGCAUCAUAGCGUGCACAGUGGAGAGAGACCCUAUGGAUGUAAUGAAUGUGGAAAAAACUUCGCUGGUAGUGCGCAUCUUAUUCAACAUCAGCGAAUCCACACUGGAGAGAAGCCGUUUAAGUGUGAUGAAUGUGGGAAAAGCUACAAUCAACGUGUGCACCUUACUCAACAUCAGCGAGUGCAUACUGGUGAAAAACCUUAUACCUGUCAUUUAUGUGGGAAAGCUUUUAGAGUGAGGUCCCAUCUUGUUCAGCAUCAGAGUGUCCACAGUGGGGAGAGACCCUUUAAAUGUAAUGAAUGUGGGAAAAGCUUUGGCAGGCGGUCACACCUUGCUGGACAUCUGAGACUCCACACUAGAGAGAAAUCCCAUCAGUGUCAAGAAUGUGGAGAAAUCUUUUUCCAAUAUGUUAGCCUAAUUGAGCAUCAGGUGCUCCACAUGGAGAUUCUGGAGAACCUGUCUCGGAUGAUGGGAGCUGCCUCACACAGGAGUUACUCCCUGCCCCAAGCCACAGCCAAUCACUGA